This is a messenger RNA of Homalodisca vitripennis (glassy-winged sharpshooter), 7029 nucleotides long. Its product is annotated as histone-lysine N-methyltransferase PRDM16-like. NCBI's taxonomy places the organism in Eukaryota, Metazoa, Arthropoda, Insecta, Hemiptera, Cicadellidae. The record is from RefSeq and is a predicted model, not a curated record. Gene Ontology annotation, molecular function: DNA-binding transcription activator activity, RNA polymerase II-specific; RNA polymerase II cis-regulatory region sequence-specific DNA binding. The transcript has 2 exons. Gene Ontology annotation, biological process: regulation of transcription by RNA polymerase II. Gene Ontology annotation, cellular component: nucleus. The coding region runs from base 335 to 1798 and encodes 487 amino acids.
GGGAGGAGGGGCGGCACUAACGGUACUUGCCGACGGUAAACAUGGGGUGGGGUGAGGACAAUAUGCCUAUUUGGGACACUAGGAGAGGGGAACCGGGUUCACUUGGUCAAGAAAAGAAGAAGAAGAAAUAAAAAACUGAAUCGGAUUAAAGAGUAAAAGUGGGAGCUUGGAGAGGGAAGGUUCCCGGGUUCAGUAGUGAGCUAGGGCAUGUGGAGAACGCAAGCUAGGAACUGUGCGGUGUAUAAUCUCAGUGAAGUGCCAAAUGGAACUAGGUACCAGUGCGAAGUGCAGUGACAUUUGUUAGCCACCUCCUCCCAGGCGGCUGGCGUAAGGGAUGAGUGUGGUGGGUUCCGCCGCGGCCUGGUACUGCUACUACCCCCGACUGCCGCAGCCCACUAUGCGAGAGAAGGACUCGAGUCCCCGCAAGAUGGUGUUGCCGACCAGUGGCCACAGUUCCCCUAAGCAAGCCGCCGUCUAUCCUCUGUCGAUCAGGGUGCCCGACCAGGAUGACCAGCCUGCUGACGAGAUGCCGUUCGAUCUUUCGAGAAAUACCAGGUCCUCUGGACCCCACAUGUCGCCAGCUGGGAGACCUCCACCGGGCCCUGCAGGAGACAGAGAUGACGAUCAACCGCUGGACCUUCGAGUCGAGCACAAGAAGUUGACACUCAGAAGAGACUUGGAAGAUGAAAAUCAAAAUUUGAUUCUGCGAACACCUUCACCGAUGGAGAACGGACCGUCUUCACCGGUCAGAAAAGAAACCGAGCACCACCACCAAAUCCAAGAUAGAAAUCCUAGUCCAGAGGUACAUAGUCCCAGAACGUUAAACUCCUAUCCGGUUUUAUUUCCUCCACAACCGAUCCACCCGAUGAUGUUGGAGAUGUACCGAGGAGCGGUGGAUAAGGUUCCCAGGUUACCCAUACCCUACUCGACUUCUAGUCCACCGGGCUACCAUCCCAGUCGGCCUUACCUGUUCCCCAACACAUCGCUGAUAAACGGCCACCCGACACCCCCACCGAGCUCGCCCCACUUCGACGUGUUGCGGACUCAGCACCCGGCGCUGCAGAACUCCUCCCCCAAACCGUACCAGGACGUGGCGGGAGGAGUAGGAGGAAAGCUCAACAAGGAUCGAUACGCCUGCAAGUUCUGCGGCAAAGUGUUCCCUCGCUCAGCUAAUCUGACGAGGCACCUCAGAACACACACGGGCGAGCAGCCGUACAAAUGCAAGUAUUGCGAACGCUCCUUCAGUAUCUCCUCUAACCUCCAACGCCAUGUUAGGAAUAUCCACAACAAGGAGAAGCCGUUCAAGUGCCCUCUGUGUGACCGCUGUUUCGGCCAGCAGACAAACCUAGAUCGUCACCUGAAGAAACACGACGCGGACGGACCGACGAUCAUGGACGACCGGUACGGAGGGGGGAGAAGUCCCUCCAUCAUGCACCCGAACUGUAGACCACACAGGAUGACCAGUGAAGACGGAGGUUGUAAUGACGAGAUACGAUCCUUCGUGCGGAAAGUGGGUGCGAGUGCGGACGAUAACAUGGCGAUGAUUCACAGAACGAUCGUUCCUCCGCUGACUUACGGUUUCGCCCACUUUCAGGACGUGGAAGUGCGGAAACAGAGAGACAGUUUAAGUAGCAGUGAUAAAGACAACUUUUCGUCGCGUUCCUCGACCUCCAGUAUGGGCUCGUUCCUGCCGGCGACGUCUCCGUCCAAGGAAGGACCCGCGUCUCCGGGAGAGAGACCCGGCAGCCCGCGAGAAGACUCGGACCGCGUGGAGGCCGGCGGUGCGAACAACACCUGAGGUCCUGGACAGAUCACUUUCACGCGAACGAGAGCAACGCCGCGGGCCCGGCGAAAGUGAGGUGCGGCCACUGACGCCCGCGAGUGCGCGACAUGUCGCGGCGCGACAGGAAUGUUCAGUGCUAGUCAAUCGGGAUACGAGUCGUAUCGUACUAGAAGGAUCGCUAUUUAUUGGACAUGUUUUAAGACGUGCAUCCAUUAGACUAGAGAGACUCAAACUUUGUACCAUUUUAUCAAUCUCUACUUAAGUUACCACAGAGUUUACUUCUUCUUCUGUCACUACUUAAAUUAUAAUACUUGUUAGAGCAUACAAAGCGCUCAAUCGUAUGUGUCCAAUGUGUUCAACACUUAGUGUAAGCCUUCGCUCUUUCAUUGUAUUCCAUCGAGUGUAAUAUUCAAAUUACAUUUGCAUACUCCAAGUAGAGAUUUUAUAGCUAAUAAAUAUUGCCUGUAUAAUAUACAACACUAAGCGCGUCGGCCGUUCUUGAUGUCGAUGACUACCUAGUAGAUCUUUAUGUUAGAUAUAAAAUAUUUUAGGGUUUGUAGAUUUUAUUGUCACCGCUCAAUUUUAACUUUACGAAGAAUAUUAAUUUCAAAACAUUAGGUUUCCAGCAGUUCUUGUUUGUUUUUAAACGAGACCCAUCCAAAUCUGUAUAUUGCGUCACCUGAUGUAUUACCUUUUGUUACUCUUCAUUAUAAACAAUACUUGCUAUCUUUUGUGAUAAUAAGCGUGUGGAUUGAGAAAUAACCCAUUGCAUUACAAUUUAUUGCGGGAUAACAAUACUCAAUUUUGAAACACAAGAAAGGAACAGCUCACAUUUUUUCAAGCCAAGCUACAAUACAUAUUUAUAAAGUACGGUUUGGAGACAAGCCAUAUUAUAUGUUGAACGAAUCUUUCUUCAAACUGAGUACAUAUUUGUAAUUAGUAACUGAGUCGCGAUCCUAGAAUCUCAGUUAUUCUAAUCUGUUCUGUGCAAAACAGUAAAAUGUUCUUGAUAUUAAAAAAUAAACACUUUUUAAUUCUGCUUGCUCGGUCUGUAAAAAUAAACCAUAUUAAGGUUGACAUUAAAUUGAUAGAUCAAUUCGAAACGGAGUGAAAUCGGCCGGUAUGUUGACGUGGCCACCCACCGGUGUUAGCGAAAGCAGCCGUCAAGUUAAUGUAUAACUGGGUCCAAAAUCGACAAAUCAAAUGUGGCAUCGGGGAAAGCGGACACAUCCGAGCAGCAACUUAAUUAGAGAGAAACAUGGUUCUGCAAGACUUAUCAAUCGAGCGGUCUUCUUGUAAUUGGAGAAACAUUCUGUGAGCGGGCACACUAGAUGGAAGCUAACUGGAUUUCUUUCGCUAAUCUAUAUCUCUCCUCCUUUCCUGAUUUCUCUUAUUCGCUUCGCUACAGAUAUUUCAUUUUUUUAUUUUGCUAUAUAUGUUGCAAUUUUUCUUUACCUUGUUUUUAACUGUACUUCGUUUCACAUAUUAAAUCUUUUUUAUUCUGGUUUAUCUUUCAAAUUCACUUCUUCACGUAUCUAAACAACCCGCAAAAUACCAAUUUUUUAGGUAGCAGACUUAUUUUAGACUAACAAUAAGUAUUUUCUCUAUAACAAUAUUUCAUUCUUUAUUGUAAUCAGAUGUAGAUGUAAAAUGCUUCUUAAAAAACAAGCAACGUUCAUUUUUACCAAACUAACCUAUCUUAAACUAACUUAAUUAAUCCAUACAAAAUUUACAUGGCUUUCCAUAUUUAUCUGGCAGGAUCAUCACAUUCAUUUUGGUAAAUGAUUGGUGGUGACUAACAACCAACUAAAAUGUAUGUAUCUACAAUAAUUAUAAAUAGAAACGAUCAAAUUUCAUGCUCAUAAUGAUCGUCACCAUUCCAUAAUAAAACGUUAAAUGUUUAAUCAUUCAGAAAGAAUUUUGCGUAAGGGUUUUCAAAUACUUAUUCAUGGAAGUAAAGCUAAAUUUAAUGCGAUUUCAACUUACAUUUCUAAAAUAAUAUACUUGCUGUUACAGUUUUAAAAUUUAGUAUAUAUUGUUUCAAAAUGUAUGUAAUACAGAUAAAGUUAAAUCUAAUGGUUCAUGUAUUGUGCUCAAUAAUGCUUUUCAUAUUAUUUCACCUUCCUUAGAUUCUUGUAACAGGUAAACGAACAUAUCCUCAAAACAUUUAUGUAUCACUAAUUUUUAUUCUACUGAAUCACUUUGUAAACACAUAAAUUUCAUACUAUAUUCAAUUCUAUUUUUGAUCAAUACUAUUGUAUUUAUGUAGAAAGGAACACGUUGUUUAUCUUUUACCUUUAGAUAAAAUUUACAAUACUAUAAAUGCUUAAAUAAUAUUUAAAUAUUUAUUUGUCUUCUUAUACCAAUAUUGUCAAUAUACAUAAAUAAAAGAGGUUCCUAGUUACGAAAUGACACAGAAAGUUAGUAAACAAGAAAUUAAUAAAAUGUAUGCUUAAUCCAUUGUGCUUUAAAUGUUCCUACGUGUCAGAAUUUGAAAUACAGUUCAAAAAGGUUGUUGCAUAGGUGACGAUAAGACAAGAUUACUAUAUAUGUGGUAGUUUAGUAAAGAACAUAUAUUUGUUUUGUAAUUGUUUAUUGGAAUGAUAGCUUUAUAGCACUGUGAUAUAAUCUUGGUGUUUUGUUUAUCCAUAGUGAUAAAGGGAACAAAUUGAAAGUUAUUGUGGUUUGUUGUUAAGAGUUGAUAGUUAUUUAAGUCAAGCUUUUGGAAGAGAGUAUAAUAUUUGAUGCGUUGGUAUGUCCUAAGCGUACUUUUUUGUUCAUUCAAAAUCUUAAUUGAUAGCAGUGUUGAAAUUCCCUAACUUUUCAUUAUCGAAUCGCUGUUAGAGCAGACCACACGAAAAUAGUCCAGUGGUUUGCCAUUUUUACGAGUAUGAACAAUUAAUGAUUCAUCUUACUAUCAGUUGCAAACGUAUACAAACGUCAUCAGAUGUUGUUGGAAACAAAUAUUUGUACAUAUAAUUUCUUUCGCCUGUUUUGCAGAUAAAAUGUAAAACAUACUGACAAUAUGUAACCAUAGCAAGGCAUAACGAGAACAGCGGUGGUUACCAUAUAUGGCAAACUUCCACAAAUUUCUUUUGACUAUUUUCGUAAGGCCUGCUAUAAUAGAUUUUUUGAAGGGAUUGUGCUAAAAGAAUAUUUUGUACGUUGUCUUUAUUUAUUAUUUUUAACUUUCACUUGAGUACUAUUUUAUUGUCUCAAUAUAUUGUAGCCUUAAUACUAUACAGUAUUUUAUUUAAAUGAAAAGUUGAAGUAAGAAUUUACAUUACUUGUUGUAUAUGUUGUAUAAAAACAUGAGUAAUUUACCAGUUUGAAAUGUUAGAAGAAUGAAAAAUAUUUUUUUCAAGCUGAUGGUCAAAAAAAUUAAAAUUAUGUAUAUUUAAAAAUAAAAUGUCAACAUAACUUUGAUAUCACGAUACACUUUGAUAAAUUAAGGGGACACUUCAUUCUAUUCCAUUCUUGAACAUUUUAAGAUAGAUCUCAACGUGCGUCAUAAAUUCGUCUAUGCUAUAAAAUGCUUCUGAAAUAGGUGCUGCUUUUAGACGAGUCUUAAAUGCCUCUGGAUAUCGCAAAUUUUUAAAUGUAAUUUGACAAUGUGUAAAAGAACUGAAGUUCUACGAAGUCAAAUGUUAUAAAUCUACGGUUCUGUGUUUUCAAUUUCGGUAGGUAUCUCUUCUGUUUAUUUUCAUAAAAAUGUAUGUUCCUUCCUCAUAUGGGAUUCCACUUUGAUUUGUAAAUAAUAGACUCCUCUAAAAUAUAGAGGCAGGGCAAUGUUAACCGUUUGAAAUUUCUGAAUGUUGGUCUGUACGACUAUCCAUUGUAGUUCUGGAAUAGUUCUGAAGGCUAUCUUUUGAAGAAUAAAAAUUUAGGAGAAAUGUGUGUUUGGGCAACCCCUCUUCACCCUCCCAUAAAACUUAUCAAUCCGCAGUCAAGGUGCAUUUCAAGGAAAAUUGUUGAUUGUCUACUUCUUCGAUCUCAGCAUUGUCCAACAUGAAUUAAAUAUGCUGUCGCAGAAAAAAGUCAAUAAAAGUUGAUUUUCGUGGAUUUCCUUGGAGUUUGGGUUCUUUGGAAGCCGAAUUUUUUUAGUUUAGCUUGAUAAAUGUCACCGUUUCAAUUUAUGUUUUUGAUUUUGUGUUAUAAAUCACAUGAUCAAACACAGUAAUGUUGUGUCGUCUGCAUAUUGGACUAAUUGCUCGUGAUAUAGCAAUGAGCCAACAUAUAUAAUGUGCAAUAGGAAAGGAGCUAUUAAGAUAAUUAAUUGCAUUCUUCAACUUGAUUUUUAACACUGUAUUAUUACUUGUGACAGCGUUCUGAAUUCCGUGCACUCGUUGACUAAGAAGCAGUAGAAGUAACCUAUUUAUACGUAUAAUCAGGUUGGAAAAAUGUGUCCAGUACCGUUGAACAUAUACUGAGAAAUCAUUAUAGUACUUGUAGUAUUCUAGCACAUUACGUAUUUCUUGGUCUAUAGGAGUUUCUUUCAAAGUAGGUAUCCUUUCAGGUCGUUUUCAUUACUUCAGAACAGAAUGAACUGUACUUACGUCACUACUCCUAAACUCAUUUCCCCAGUUUCGUCCUAAGAAUUUGGUCACUAUUCCUUUAGUUACUUCUCCGUCCCACUUUUCUACGUUAUGUGCUGAUUACUAGACUCAGCUCUUAUAGUAACUACUUCAGGACAAAAACGCGUCUUUAUGUCAUAUCUUAGAAUCAUGUAUAUAAAACAUUUAAUGGGAGUUUUUAAACACCUAUUUGAGCUAUUGAAAUUAUUUGCCUGGAUGGUAAAUUGUUUAUAAUACCAACCUUAAUUACAAGAACCAUGCAAAUGAUUUAUAAUUAUAUUCCAUGACAGAAACCUAAAGUCACUCAAGUGAAAGCAUGCAGUCAUGUAAGAUACCGAAUAGCUAGAUAGGAAUAAGUGAUUUGAUUGUGUUUUGUAAGAAAUUUAGUACAAUUGAAAAUGAAAAUCAUAAAAUGUUACCAUAAUCGUUAGGGGAGGGUGCUUACAGCCCUAGUCAGGAUACCACGCCGAUGUAUAUAAGAGGGCUAUGUUGUUCUGUACAAACACCUAGAUAUUUAUUGAGAUAAGAGUUAAUAUAUUGAAAAGUGUGUAAAGAGUCUAAGUAGACUGUAUUUGUAGGUUUUUACUUUAUAAUAUAUUUGUACUGCCGGACAAUUUUUAAAAUGUUCUUUUAUAAGAAUUUGUAUACAAUAUAAAUUUCUUAUGAGAUAAG